ACACGGUGGUGGUCAUUGAACGGCUCAUUGGUCAGGGUGCACUGGGAACGAACACUUUGUUCUCGAGCUCCUUUCGGUUCGGGCUUCGCAAUUAGACGUUCGAAUGUGACGUGUAGUCAUGUUUGGGGUCUCAAACUGGUCGUGUCGCGGCAGACUGGGCGAGUUUGUUGUUGUUUAUUUUUGCGACAUGGCAACUGAAAGGACGUUUCGUAAGCUAGCUCUGCGGUGACGCGUUUACGUGCGCUCGUCUUGCGCAGCAAGACGUCUGCUGCUGUUGUUUUCAUUGAGGAUAGCUGCAUUCAAGCUAUCCUCAGCUGUGUGUUUAUCCAGGGUGGGUGCCAUCGCAUUAGUGACGCCAUCACUCUGAGAUCAGCUGUUUUAUUUAAAUUGAAUCACCCGACCAAGCAAACAUCUUUGUCCUACUAAGACACUGAUGGUUAUUGAUUGAUGCCUUUCUAAAAUUAGCUCCACCGCCUCUUUUAGCUUCUGAGUGCGUGUGUGUCGACUGUGACUUUAAAUUGACCUCAGCCAGCCCUGCUCCGCCGAGUCCUUAAAUAUGGCAGCCUUAUUAAAGCAAUAACUUUCAUCUUUUCUGCAGCAAUUGCAUCAAAUCAGACCUUCAAUAAGCACAGACGUUAAUAAUCGACAUUUUGAAACCUUUCCAAUCAGAUUCACGUUCUCCUCUUGUAUUUAUUUACACAUCCGGGGACUUGCCCGCUCACUCCCCGCCCCCUCUUGCCUUUCUUGGUGCGUUCAGGUGACAGGGGAAAUAAUCGUUCCACAUUCGCACCCCGCCUGUGUUUAAGAAAAUGGCAAUACGUGUUUUCUCUUGGCGUGCAGCAUUGCUGUUUUUAGUUGUAGUCGCCAGGGAAAUGUAGGAUAAAGCUUUAUUGGGACCACAGUGGCCAAAUUAGAAACGCAAACCAAUGUAAUUGUGUUAACGUUAGCAUAGUAGCCUUUUUUUUAUCCCUUUUUAUAAGUACAAACUUAUAGAAACACUUAGCGCUAUCAUAUAAAGUGUUAGUACGUUAGCAUAGUGGCAUUUUUAGCCAUUUUAUACAUGGGUGUGAUGUUCCGCACAUAAAAUGCCCAAAACCUGGAUUAUGCCGCCAUAUGCUAGGUCAGGGGAAGUUGCGAGAGGCCGUUAACGUGGGAGGGGGAAAAAGAGCGCUUGAUUUGCUCACCCUUACAGUUGGGGUAAUCUCGCCUCAUCGUUUUGGCUGGCUACAUUGUCUGUCAUUCCACAACCUCAAUACACUCAACAUACUUCAGGGCUUUAAAAUAAAUCAAUAACUGAAUUAUUUAAUUAUUGAUUGAUUUAAAGUUUAUUUCAAAGUAAUUUCAAUUUAAUAAUGUCAAUAAAUAAUUUAUCAAAUGUCUUGUAUUGUCAAAGAUAUGAUAUCAAAUAUGCUACUUGACACAUUAGCUGGAUUUGCACAAAGCAUUGGUAUCGGAUCGGUAUCGCCAAUGCCAGACUGAGUUUGACUUAAAUCAUGUCAAAAUAUUAUGGGAAUAAAGUCAUCACAGGAAGAAGAAUAAAUUAAUCACAAAUAAAUAACUCAAACAACAGUAGAAAUGUAAAAACAAAAAACAGCUGUAAUUGAAUAAGCAUAAAGCCUAAAUAUUAAGAGAAAAAAAGGUAUUGUUUUGCAGUUUUCAGAGAAUAAACCUUUAAUAUUAUGAGGGAAGAUAAUGUCAUUUUAGUAGCAUUGACUGAGUAUUAAAGAAAAAAUACAUAAUUCUUAAGUCGGAAUAUUAUGGGAAACAAAACAAAAUAAAGUUGGGAAAAUUAGGUCGCGGAAAAAGUUCUAAUCAAAGUCAAAAUAUUAUGGGAAUAAAGUCAUAAUUACGAAAAGGAGAAAGUUCAAGUAGUUGUAAUAAAUUUAUAAAUAAUAAAGUCAUAGGUAAAAUAAACAACAGCAGAAAUGGGGAAAAUGGCUGCCAUUUUAUGGGAAUAAAGUCAAAAUAUUAAGAGAAAAAAAGUCAAUUUUACGAGAAUAAACUUUUAAUAUUAUGAGUAAAAAUAAUAGUAUGAGAAAGAAACAGAACAAAAAACGUUUUUGGGAAAUUAUGGAAAGAGUUGUAAUGUUCCAAAAAUAAAGUCAUAAUAUUGUGGGAAUAAAGUCAUAAUUACGAGAAGAGGGAAAAAGUUAAAAUACGUCAAAUAAAUACAUCAAAAAUAAAGUAAUAAACCAAGUAAACAGCAGCAGAAAUGGGGGAAAAACAGCUGUCAUUUUAUGAGAAUAAAGUCAAAAUAUGAACAGAAAUAAAGUUAUGCGAAUAAACUUCAUAUUAUGAGGAACAAAAUCAUUUUAGCAGCAUAGAGAUGAAAUAUUAAAGAAAAAAAAUGUGAUUAUCACUGAUACCAGCCUGAGUUUGACUCAACAUUCGAUGUAGUUAACAUAUAUCAUACAAAAAGUGUUUUAAACUCGCAUAGUACGACUAUGUCAUGGUCAAAACGAGCCACGUUAUGUUGCAUUUACAGUUAAUAGUCAGCGGUGCAAAUAAGACGUCAGGGUUGUAGCGUGUCGGGACGCCAAAAAGGCAACCUUUCGAUGUUCCCAGCUUUCUCGCGGCACGUGAAGGCAGCGUCGCUGUCACUGGCCGGCGUGGCUGUCCAUCACAGCCGCAGCGCCCUCCCGCGUGCGGUGACGUUUCCGUGCCAAAGCAGGCGGGCCAGUGCGAGACGCUCACAAAAGGCACAACAAAAGCUCGCGUGGGGGGAAACAAAAUGCGAGCCGUCAGCGGCCGAAGGCUUCGUCACUGACACGCGAGCGCACGCAUGGGCCAGAACCGGACUCAAACGCGCUGACGUCGCUGCCAAGAAAAAGAAGAGGGAGGAGGAGGAGGAGGCGAAGGAUUGUUAGUGAUCUCUGCAGACUGUCGUCUUUCCAGCUCACCACUGUUCAGGUGUGACUUUUCUCCCGUGGCGUCCGUGUGGAGCAGCCGCACGCCCCCUCCACUACAACGACGGCUUUUGCUUGCAUCUUCCAGUGUUUCUUCUGUCAGCAAGUCCAGCAGAGCUGCAACGCGUCCGGCGCCGGCCCCGACAGCGCCAGCGAGGAGCCCCGCCCCACGGACAUGGUGAAGAUGACCAAGUCCAAGACCUUCCAGGCCUACCUGCCCAGCUGCCACCGCACGUACAGCUGCAUACACUGCCGGGCGCACCUGGCCAACCACGACGAGCUCAUCUCCAAGUCCUUCCAGGGCAGCCAAGGCAGAGCAUAUCUCUUUAAUUCCGUGGUGAACGUGGGCUGUGGGCCGGCGGAGGAGCGGGUUCUCCUCACGGGCUUGCACGCCGUGGCCGACAUCUACUGUGAAAACUGCAAAACUACGCUGGGCUGGAAAUACGAGCACGCCUUCGAGAGCAGCCAGAAGUACAAGGAGGGGAAGUUCAUCAUCGAGCUGGCUCACAUGAUCAAAGACAACGGAUGGGAGUGACCCCCGCGGGGCGCCCUUUGUUGAACUGCGCCGAGAUCCGCCCCCAGAACACACACACACACACACACACGUCCCGCCCCUCCACUCCACAUCACGCGCACGCUCAUCACUGAGGAGUUUGACACAUCCAAUGGCGGCGCUUCCGGGUUUGACUCCGCCUCCCCCGGCGUCCUCCAAUCCCUCCGGCUGGAUGGAAGGAUGGAUGGAUGGCGUCGUGGCGACCAGCGUCCACAAGGAGGAGGAGGACUUCACGCGUUUUCUUUCCCGGACGACUUUUUACAUUAGCGGCGGCAGGCUAGCCGGCUAAAUGGUUAGCGCUAGCUUUUAACACAAAACAAAAACAAAACAAAAAAAUGUAGCUUGAUGUGUCUCGCUUCUCUUUUGCUAGCUUCCAAAUGCGUGGGGAUGGGCGGGGCCGGCGUACGGCAACGAUGUAGCAGCAUCGCAGCGGAAGAUGAUUUCAUUCGCCGCUUUUGUUGGCUUUUUUUGCUCUUUGGUGUGACUUUUCUUCCUCUUCCGCCCCCACGGCCAGUUUGCCAUCGCGUUACGGGCACAAAGCAUAAAGACAUCUGAGGUAUAUAUAUAUAUAUAUAUAUAAAUCUAUAUAUAUCUAUAUCUAUAUCUAUAUCUAUAUAUGUGUAUGAGAGUGGCUGCUCCCAUUUGGCAGCACGGCGAUGAAAGGCUGCUUGCAGGCCCAUAAAGGACGUGGACAACACGUGCGUGCAUCAGUCAGCACCUGCACGCCAGCAGGCGCGUCUUUUUGCACUUUGCAGAGGUUGCUGCUCGUCCGCUUGGGGGCCAAAGGCCGCCCAGCCCCCCCCCAAACGUUAAAAAAUGCCACCCGUCACCUUUUCGUUAUUUUUAUUUUGAUGACUUUCACCGUUUUCAUCUUUUGGCCUCCAAGCGGCGUCCCCCCCCCUUCAUGACAUAACAAGGCUCCUUCCGCCUCAGCUUGGAGGCCAUGGGGGACCCCCCCCCACCCCCCCUACUUUCAAUGCACUUUAUCACCUUUCGUUAUUCGUACUUUUCUUACCUUCAUUCAUGUUUGUUGGCCUCCAAGCAGCCCCCCCACGUAAAAAACUGAGCUUUAUCAUCUUUCAUUAUUUUUUAUGAGCUUCAUCAUGCUUGUCCGCAGCAUAGCUCCUCCCCUCCAUGAAAUAACAAGGCUCGUCCCCCCUCGUCAAAAGGCGGCCGCCCGGCCCCCCCGGCGUUAAAAGCUGAGCUUUAUCUUUCAUUGUUUUUAUGACUUUCAUGGUUUUUGUUUUGUCUUUUGGCCUCCAAGCUGCGGCGCAUGACUCCGCCUUCCCCCUCGUGAAGUAAAGGCCCCCCCUAGAGGCGGGACAGGGGAGUGAUUGAUGACUUUGCCGGCCAAGGUCGCUUCGAUCACUUGAACUCCAAACCAGACGUUAGCUUGUUUUUUCUAUGUCGGCGUGCGUCCUCGUUUUGUUUUUACGUACUUUUCUACCCGUACCCCCCCAACUUGAAGCACUUUUGUUGUGCGUGUGUGCACGUGUGUGCACGUGUGUGUGCGUGUUCACAUACAGGAAGUGAAUGUUUGGCUCGUCACCUGUUAGCUUAGCCGCUUAGCUUUUUGAUUUAGCGAGUGCUCAGACAUCACGGGCGAGCUGGAAUCUCCCACCGUGUGUCCUGGGGGGGGGGGUCACCACAGUCAGCAUGCCCAACAGCAACCUCCCCCCCCCCCACCCCACCUUCCGGCUGCCAUAUUGGACGUCCUUUAGCUUUUGUGGCUGACUUGAUUGUAUUUCUGGUCUCAACUUUCUCUGCUGGUUUGACUGAAAGUUAGCUUGUUUGUUGAUUGUAUUUUAUUCCUGUUAAUUUAUUAGCAUCUCCGCAUUAGCGGCUGGUGCGUCCCAAUCAGGGCUCCUCCUCCUCCUUUUUUUUUUUUUUUUUUUUUUUUUUUUUUUAGGGUAACCACACGCUGUUUUUUUACCUCUCAAAAAACAAGAGAGGUCACGGGACACAAAAGUGUUUUGUUCACCCCGUCGUCCCGGAGCCGCAGCUUUCCACGAUGAAAACGUCACAACCUGACUCCUUCUUCUUCUUCUCCUGCCGGACUUUAGUGGACGUUGUUUCCCCCGCGCAUCCACGUCCAAACACGCGCCGCUAACGAGGGACCGCCAUCGUGGCGCCCGCAAGGCAUGCCGGGAGUUUGCUCCCCGCCUCCAUCAGACGCCAAAAAACAAAAAAAGGAAGGUGGCGUUUCUCCGAUACCAAAAUCCAAAAACAUGACGCCUUCAGUGUGGAAUGUUUCCCAGCUGACAACUUGUUUACUUGCGUGAUGUCAUGUGACCGGCAAACAUCUUUGGUGUGCAGGGGACUGUUACUACAGCAUGUUGUAUUUAUAUAUGAUGAUGAUGAUGAUGAUGAUGAUGAUUAUUCUUAUUUGUGCCUGUCGUCUUCUUUUCCUCCUUGGGAUAUGUGUUACCAUGAUGCUUUUUCUUUGGCUUUGCAUUCUGCCUCCGUGGAAUCACGUCACGUCUUUUCCACUCACGUCAGCCGUCUCAUAUCACAAUAAAUUUUCAAUGCCAGUCACGUGCUCGCAGAUCAUUUGCCCGCCCACCGCCUGUUGCUAGGCGGAUUUCAAUCAAAGUAUUUAUGCACAUUUGUUUCGCAAUGGAAUGGCUGCUCUGUAUGAAAUAUGAAAUGCAGGAGAAAGAAAACCAGCGCCUGGUGGGGCAGUGCCCCUGGCAGGAACUCCAAUGCCAAGAUUUUAUUUUUUAUUUUUUAAGGAGUCGUGAGAUUCUUGGACGAUUUUUUUUGUGCUAAUGACAGUCUGCUAGCCGGCUAAAUGUUAGCAUUGACGUCCUAUCGGGUUGCGCUAGCUCUUGGUUUUAAUUUACCUCAUUGCUGGACGUGUCUCGACGUAUUUUUUUUGGGAUGUCUUCCUAAAGGGUUUCCCGACCGCUUGUUGCUAGGCAGAACUCAACGGCCGCACACAAGAUCAUUUAUACACAUUAGUUUUACAAUGGAAUCGCUGCUCUGUAUGAAAUAUGAAAUGCAUAAGAAAGAAUCUGUGCUGGUGGGGCAGUGCCCCUAAAUGAUAAAUUUUUUUGUAAGUAAGUCAUAAGAUUCUUGGACAACUUUUUACACUAAUGAUGGUCAGCUAGCCAGCUAAACUAUUAGCAUUGACGUCCUAUUGGGUUGUGCUAGCUUUGUUGUCAAUUUGUGUCAUCGCUAGAUGUGUCUUAACAAUUUUUUUUUUUUUGUAUUUCCCCAACGUCCUCUUAAAAGGUUUCCCGGCCACUUGUUGCUAGGCAGAAUUCAAUCAAUAGCCAGAAUCGCUGCUCUGUAUGAAAUAUGAAGUGCAUAAAAAAGAAAACCAGCACCUAGUGGGGCAGUGCCCCUCGUGGGAACUCCACUGCCUUGAUAGAUUUUUUUAUUUUUUAAGAGGCACAAGAUUCUUGGGAGACUUUUUACGCUAAUGGCAGUAGGCUAGCCGGCUAAACUGUUAGCAUUGUCGUCCUACGGUGUUGCGCUAGUUUUUGUUUUCAGUUUGCAUCAUCGUUGGACGUUUCUUGACAUUUUUUGCCGCACACAAGAUCAUUUAUGCUCAUUUCAUUUUGCAGUGGAAUCGCUGCUCUGCGUUAAAUAUAAAAUACGUAAGAAAAAGAAGCAGCGCCUGGUGGGGCAGUGCCCCUAACGUAGUCAAUAAUAAAGUAUUUACUUUUAAAGUAGAAUAAUUGUUCAAUAGUCCUUGGUGUUGCCUGCGGCUGUCAUGUGACCCACUGUGACCACAUGACCUGUCAUGUGUUGAACAACACCUCUUAGCCCCCGCCUGCAAGCAUCCCCCAUCAUCAUCAUCACUGAGAGGCCAAACCUGCUAUUUCAGACAGUGGCGUCAUCAGAGGGAGGGGCUAGCUAGCGGUGAGUCACCGCUGUGGAGGGGGGGGGUUGUAGUGGUGCCGCAGUGUUUACUCCAUCAGCAGCGGCCCAAAGACACAACAUGGCAUCCAUAUUUCACCUAAACACACGUGCACACGCAAUGCUCAUGGUCUACGACAUCAUCAUCAUCGUCACGCUCUCGUCCUGAAACGUCUGGCAGGUUUCUUCAGUCUCAUUCAUUCAUUCAUUCAUUCAUCCAUGAGUGCUGGGACAAAAACACGGCAGGUUUUUCCAGGCUACUCUCAGGACUAGCUAGCAUUAUUAUUGUUUGUUACGUCAUCAUUCAUAGCAUCGUUAUCACUUAUUCAUGGCAAAUAUUCAUAAAGCAUUUAUGAUCAACUGUUAAUAUUUAUUCAUUACAAAUUAUGAAUAAAGCAUUUAUCAAGUAUAAAUACAACAUCAAUUAAUUAUAAUUCUGACUAAUACAUUUGUACAAAUAUAUAUAUAGUUUUUUCCUCAUAAGGUGAACGCCAGCAUGGAAAGCGGCUCGCACGGGAAGCAAGCGAGCAGAGUCCGUCUUGUUUUCAUUCGGGCUCUGCGGUGACGUCAUCUCGAUUCACUCUGCCCACGCACACGCGCACGCACACGCCAGCGCUCAGCAUCCACCGUCACCACGGCGACAGCUCUGCAUCGGCCACGCUCGACCUCCUGCGGGGCCCGAGCGGGCGCCGACCAAUGAGAGCGCAGGAAGCUGAUGUCACCUGAUGUCAUCGUGAACGCAACGACAACAAUUCAUGAUGGACGCAAACUCGCUUAUUCCUCAAUGCACGUGUUGAGCCCAGCAACUCUACAUCGGCACUAAACAAGCAACAAAUAGACAUAGAAAUAGAUCAUAUAGUACACUAUACUGCUUACACAAUCACCCCCCCCCAAACCCUAGCCGGGAGAAGACCCCGGGGCAGACCGAGGACACACGGGGGGGGGGGUUAUUAUUAUUUCAAUAAAAAAUACAUGGAAAAAAUUAUUAUUAAAAUUAUAUAAAAUUAACAAUAUAUAAUUAAAUUCCAAAAAUGAAAUGUAAAAAUUACAUUGAAAAAAUAUUUACAUUUUACAAAUUAAAUUAAAAAAAUGGCUAAAAAAAUAUUUAAAUUACAAAAAUGUAAUUUAAAAUUACAUUAAAAAUGUUGCAAUAAAAAAAAUGUGGAAAAUAUUUAAAUAAAAAAUAAUUGGAAAAAAUAAUUUAAAAAUAUAUGUAAUAUAUAAAAAUACUGCUCCAAAAAAUGAGAGGAACACUUGGAAAACACAUCAGAUCUAAACUGGAGAAAAAUGAUGUUGAAUAUGUUUCCUGAUAAUAAGUGGGUGAUGUAUUAGUAACAAAAUGAUGCCACAUCAUUUGAUAGAAAUGAAAAUGAUCACCCUAUAGAGGGGGGAAAUCAAAGACACCCCAAAAAUGAAAGUGAAAAAAUGAUGCAGCACACUGGUCCAUUUUGCUAAAAUGUCAUUGUAGCAACUCCAAAUGAUUCUCAGUAGUUUGUGUGGCCCCCACGUGCUUGUACGCAUGCCUGACAACGUGGGGGCAUGCUCCUAAUGAGACUACGGAUGGUGUCCUGUGGGUGGUGUAGAAUUAAGCAGGCCUAUUAACUCUUCAUAAACUUUAAUCACACGCUCUGUCAGGGUUGUAUCAUACAACCCUUAGCCUUCCUCUCUCCUCUUCCUCGUCUUCCUGUAUCUGUUGGUCCCAUUAGCAGAGUCACAGUGCCCUCUGCUGGUCAAGCAUGUACAGUAGAAAUAUGGACUUAUGAGGCAAAACACAUGAAAAAAUAGACCAGUCGGCUUGUGUUCGUAUCUUCGAAUGUUUGCACAUAGGAUGUUCGUUAGUAGGGGACUUAGUGUAUUUAUUUAAAUUAACAUCAAAUACAAAAAAAUAAAAGGAUGUAUAAAGCAAAAACAUUACAUAAAAAAAAUAUAAAUUACAAAAAUGAAAUGUAAAAUUUACAUUUAAAAAAUAUUUACAUUUUACAAAUUAAAUUUAAAAAUUGGGGGAAAAAUAUAUUUAAAUU
Dunckerocampus dactyliophorus (ringed pipefish) is the source of this 9344-nucleotide messenger RNA. Its product is annotated as protein yippee-like 1. The record is from RefSeq and is a predicted model, not a curated record. Lineage: Eukaryota; Metazoa; Chordata; Actinopteri; Syngnathiformes; Syngnathidae. The transcript is spliced from 5 exons. Bases 3082 to 3441 code for a protein of 119 amino acids.